Molecule: messenger RNA, 525 nt
Organism: Paramecium tetraurelia
Lineage: Eukaryota; Ciliophora; Oligohymenophorea; Peniculida; Parameciidae
Exons: 1
Source: RefSeq, a predicted model, not a curated record
AUGCAAGUAAAACACUAUAGAUUAAUAUCAGAACUUUAUACUCCUCAGAACAAGACUUCCUCAUCUGAAAACAUUUUUCGAGCAAGCAAAAUCAGCAGCAGCUCAUAGCCAAAAUUAUCACCACUUUUCCCCUCAAAAGCUACACUCAGCACAGGUCAGUCUUUCACUACAAAUGAAUCAGCCAUGAAAAUCUCCUCUAUCAUACCAAAAACACAUGACGAACGACCUUAUAGCAGGGUUACAACUGGAUUUCAGAAGAAUAGGACCUAUUUAGAUUGCAAAAGAUUAACAUCAUAAACUAAAUAUAUGCAGACCCUUGAUGAUUGGGAGAUGAACACAAUUGAAGAGAUUCAAAUGAGAAGAACUUCUAAUAAACAAACUAUUAAUUGCAAAUAAUUGUGUGAUAACAACAUUGUAAAUAAAAUGCAUUUCACAUCAUAAAGAAAGCUCAAAAAAAAUAGCAUGUCAAAAGUUAUUAUAAUAAAUCAUUAAGGUAAACCUAAAAUAUAUUAUUAUAUGCAAUGA